Messenger RNA from Cooperia oncophora, 318 nucleotides. NCBI's taxonomy places the organism in Eukaryota, Metazoa, Nematoda, Chromadorea, Rhabditida, Trichostrongylidae. The record is from the annotation of a GenBank genome assembly.
AUGCAAUACGAAGAUUUCUCUCGGAGAGGGAGUCCAGCAAUAAUAACAUCGGACAAUUCGAAUAACCUACUAGCCGAACAGAUGGGAAUAGACUGGAAAACGAGUACACCGUUUGCUUUAUGGCAAGGGGCGUUCACAAUCACUAAACUCAUACGGAAGAGAGUCUUGAAGAAGUCGGAUCUGGAAACCGUUCUAAUUGAAAUAGAGGGAAGCUUGAACAUGAUCACUUACAUGUCAAGAAGAGGAAUUCAGAGGAACCACGAUUCUGCUCUCUAUAGACUUUAUACAGCGCGACAUUCUCAUCACAUUCCCUUUUGA